AUGAAGAGACAGAAUGAGACCAGAGUUUCUGAAUUCCUGCUCCAGGGUCUCCCUAUACCACCAGAACAACAGGGCUGGUUCUUGAUGCUCUUCCUGGCCAUAUACCUGACCACCGUGUUGGGGAACCUGAUCAUCGUCCUGCUCAUCAGGAUAGACUCUCGUCUCCACACCCCCAUGUACUUCUUCCUCAGUGUCUUGGCCUCCAAUGAUGUGACUUUAUCAUCUGUCACCGUGCCCAAAAUGUUGGUGGACAUGCAGAGUAAUCACAAGUCCAUCUCAUAUUCAUGGUGUAUUUCUCAGGAAUAUUUUUUAAUAUUUUUUGCUUGUAUUGACAAUUUCCUUCUUGCAGUGAUGGCCUAUGACAGGUAUGUAGCCAUCUGUCAGCCACUCCACUACACAAUGAUCAUGAGGGAGGAGCGAUGCAUCUCAUUAGUAGCUUGGUGUGUGUUCUUCAGUUUUUUACACUCUCUGAUAAAUGCUCUUCUCUUGAACCAAGUUGAAUCACCACAGAAUGAGACCAGAGUUUCUGAAUUCCUCCUCCAGGGUCUCCCUGUACCACCAGAACAACAGGGCUGGUUCUUGAUGCUCUUCCUGGUCAUAUACCUGACUACUGUGUUGGGGAACCUGCUCAUCGUCCUGCUCAUCAGGAUAGACUCUCGUCUCCACACCCUCAUGUACUUCUUCCUCAGUGUACUGGCUUUCAAUGACAUGUGUUUCUCGUCUGUCACGGUGCCCAAAAUGUUGGAGGACAUGCAAAGUAAUCAGAAGUCCAUCUCUUAUUCAGGGUGCAUUUCUCAGGUAUAUUUUUUAAUAUUUUUUGCUUGUACUGAAAAUAUCAUUCUUGCAGUGAUGGCCUAUGACAGGUAUGUAGCCAUCUGUCAGCCACUCCACUACACAAUGAUCAUGAGGGAGGAGCGAUGCAUCUCAUUCGUAGCUUGGUGCAUGUUCCUCAGUUUUUUACACUCUCUGAUAAAUGCUCUUCUCUUGAACCAAGUGUCCUUCUGUGGUGAUGUUACAAUCCCCCACUUCUUCUGUGAACUCACUGCCGUGCUGGAGGUAAGCUGCUCAGAUACAUCACUCAAUAAACUGGUCAUAUUCAUUGAGGGAGGAAUGAUUGUAGGUAUUCCAUUCACUUUUAUCAUGGGAUCAUAUAUCUGCAUAUGGGCCACUGUCCUAAAAAAUCCUUCUGCUAAGAAAUUCUUCAAAGUCCUCUCUACCUGUGGUUCCCAUCUCCUAGUUGUAGCUUUAUUCUACGGGACCAUUGCAGAAGUGUACUUAUUCUCCUCACCAUCCAUGUCCAGUGCUAAAGAAAUAGCUGCUUCUGUGAUGUAUAUGAUAGUCACCCCCAUGAUGAACCCUUUCAUCUACAGCCUGAGAAACAGAGAUAUAAAACAAGCACUAAACUUGUUUGCUGUUAAGGUGAUGUUCUUAUGGACUCAUACCAGUUCUGAGAACCUCUGCAUUGCCAUGGAGAGCAGUUUAUGGUCAGGCUCAUCUCCAGUGAAAAAUAACUGGCACUCUCCUGCUCCCAGAAUUAUUGGAGGUGACCCCCAUAAUAAAUGCAUGGGUUAA
Messenger RNA from Sorex fumeus (smoky shrew), 1572 nucleotides. RefSeq names its product olfactory receptor 1J2-like. The transcript has 4 exons. Gene Ontology annotation, molecular function: olfactory receptor activity; G protein-coupled receptor activity. Bases 1 to 1572 code for a protein of 523 amino acids. The record is from RefSeq and is a predicted model, not a curated record. Gene Ontology annotation, cellular component: membrane. NCBI's taxonomy places the organism in Eukaryota, Metazoa, Chordata, Mammalia, Eulipotyphla, Soricidae. Gene Ontology annotation, biological process: G protein-coupled receptor signaling pathway.